GAGAGAGAGAGAGAGAGAGAGAGAGAGAGUGUGUGUUUUACAGGGAAAGACCAAAGCAGGUGCUGACUUUACAGUACGCUGACGACCUUCCACUUGGAGCUCCCUGUGAAAUGACACCGUUUAGAGGAAAUUGCUCGUCAGCUGUUUGUUGGAGACCACUGCAUUUCCUCUUAGCUGCUGUGGAGCAGAAGAUCUUGGCUCUGUAGCCUCUCCCUGUGAUUGGCUGUCACACUUUAGGCUCCCCCCUCCUCCCACUUUCUCCCCUGUUCUCCCUCUCUUCCUCCUCUGCUACCAACCACCUCCAUACUGUCCUCAGGCUUACCUGAGCCACCACUGCAGAAACACUGGACCCCCUCCUCCUCACACACGCACAUGCACACACACACACACGCACUCACACACCUACACACACACACACACACACACACACACACACACACACACACACACACACACACACAUUCUCUCUCUCUCUCUUUCUCCUUCUCAACACACAGUUUUUCACCUGGAGAGGGCAGGCGCAAGGGACGGCAUGUGCAGCAGCAGCAGCAGCAGCAGCAGCAGCAGCAGCAGCAGCAGCAGCAGCAGCAGCAGCAGCAGCAACACUCUCUCCUCACAUCUAACGCUGCCUCUCUGAGUUGCCUCUUUCUGGAGAUUGGAGAGGAACUCUGUUUUGGAGCCAUUGUCUCUUGGUGAAAGCAGGAGAGACGGGGGCAGUGAAGGGACACUUGUCAACCCACCAAAGGCAACACACACACAGCAUGAUUUUGGGAGGCAUUAACCGGGCGGGUGCAGCCGUGCCGACGUUCCUACGGACCCCGACGGUAAUCCAGCCCCACCUGGACAUGAAGCCCUUCCUGCAGUUUCCCAUGGAACCCCCCCCUCCUCCUCCACACAACAUGAGCCUCUUCCACAACUUCAACACAAUGGACCCAGUACAGAAGGCUGUGAUAAACCACACAUUUGGAGUUCCUCUAGUCAAGACCAAGCGGCCGGUCAUCUCCUGCAACGUCUGCCAGAUCCGCUUCAACUCAGAGAGCCAGGCAGAGGCCCAUUACAAAGGGAACCGACAUGCCAGGAGAGUCAAAGGCAUUGAGACCUCCAAGAGUCGCCCUCAGGAGAGGGACAAGCUUCACGCCCUCCCCCCCACCUCAUCCCCGUCUCCACCUGGAGCCCCUGGCAACGCUCCAGACAGUGAGCCCAGCAGAGCGGAUGAAACGCAACCUUUGUCCCAGUUAAACGGGUCCCUACUGGCCCCCGGGCCCCUUCCCUCACUACCGACCCCACCCACUCCACCCAUGGACUCCCCAUCGGCCUGCCCUCUGCUUCCAACGCCCACCACUCCCCUGAUCCCCACGGCCUCCUCCUCUCCAGGUGGAGGCAGCAGCAGCGCUACCGCCUCAGAACAGCCCGCGUCCGGACCCCCAAUUUCAGGAGGUGUUGGCACACCGGCCUCUAGCAGCCCGUCCAACCCAGAGACAGAGGACGAUAAGGCCAAGAAGCUGCUGUACUGCUCACUGUGCAAGGUGGCUGUCAACUCCUUGUCACAGCUUGAGGCCCACAAUAAAGGUACGAAACACAAAACAAUCCUAGAGGCACGAAGCGGGCUGGGCCCCAUCAAGGCAUAUCCUCGCCUGGGCCCCAAGCCCAAUGGAGAGCAGGGAGGGGGGCCAGUGGACCCCAACACUCAGGAAAGAACCUUCCACUGUGAAAUCUGCAAUGUGCGGGUCAACUCAGAACUGCAACUCAAACAGCACAUAUCAAGUCGAAGGCAUCGGGAUGGUAUGGCAGGAAAGCCGAACCCCCUCCUCAGCAGACACAAGAAGCACAGAGGAGCUGAUCUGACGUCUUCUUUGACCUUCUCCAAGGAUCUCACCAAAGCUUUGGGUGCAGGGCUGCUGCCCAGCCCCUUGGCUGUAAUGGCAAUGGCUGCUGCAGCAUCUUCAAAUCCCCUGGGUCUCCGUGCACCUGCUCCCGCGCAUCACCCACACCAUCACCUCUUGCAAGGCCCACCUCUCAGCCAUGCUAUCCUGAGACCUGCCCCCGGGCCCAUCCGCACCACCCAUGGGCCGAUCCUCUUCUCUCCUUACUGACACAUCACCAUGAGACUUCAGCCAGUCAGGAACAUCUACUCCAAAAGCACACUGUGAAGCUACAAAAAUGAUCGACAAACAGCAAUUGAUGAGUGGGAGAAAAAAAGAAAUCCAAUAAUUUAAAUGUGUGACUGAUUUUUAAAAAAAAAAGCAAGGGAAGGGAGCAAUGGAAAGGAGUGGAACUGUUAUGUCUCUCUUCCUCCCUUUACCUGAAACUCUCUAUUCACUCUUCUCCUUUUUCCAAAAACUUCUGAGUGACAUACAGAUGGAAUGAGCUGAGAGAUAUUACUAAUUAUGCAUCGAACUCCCUUUUACAUUUCUUAACACUCCUGGCCCCUCCCUUGCACUGUGGCCCAACGGUUGCCACCUUAACAUAGAAAAGAAACACAUGCAAGUCUUUCUAGAAACUUCAAAACAUGCAUAGUGUAACAUUAUGAUUCUGGGCCAGGUCUGAUUUCCUCUGUCAUCACGGCUAAGCGUGUUCUUCUCAUCCUAUGCACCUCAACAAUCAAGACAAUAGUGUUAUGUCAGUAGCGUAGCUGCUUCCAUCGGUCUUUGCUGUAUGCGCCACAAGUAGCUGUGGCGGCCUCCACGGUACUGUACAUGUCCUGCUUCGGAGGCCGGCGGCUCUCCAAUUUGUGACACUAGGUCUUCGCUAGAUGCAACGUGACUUUGGCUGACAGGCAGGUGCCACUCACAUCUGAGCAUGUCUGAUGGGUCAGUUAGGAGAGCCAAUAAGUGAUGAGGGGGGGGAGUUGCAGCCCCACGUCAUUUCCGGAGAAGGUGAGGUGAGAGGACGGCUGGCACGGGUCAGUGGGCAGAUUGACCACAGGCGCCAUGCGUACGCGCGAAGGCCUGAGCAAAUCUGUGUUUUAAAAUAAACUGUACAGACGAAUACCACUACAGGGCACAUAUGCCAACCUCCAUAACAGUCAAAGGAGAAAGGAGAUGGGAGGAGCAGCAAAAGUCAUAUUGGUACAUACUGUACUGCUGUAUUGAAUACGUGAUCAUUACUUUUAGCUUAGAUUGUAAGUAAAGGAAGUAAUUCAGUGCUACUGAAGAGAGCAUAGGUGAUAUUUGGCAAAAUCUCUCUUCUUAUUGUGUUAAGAGAUAUGUUGACAUCCUCACAUCUCCCCGGUUUCAUUCUCAGACUGAUUUACUGCGUAGAUGGGCUGGUAUGACCUACAUGUGACCCGGUGUUCUGGUGUAUUUAUGUUGUUCCUGCAUGCAUCUUUACAAUAAGGCUCUGCAGGGACAGGCUUUUGCAACUUUGGGUUGACUCCUUUCAUUCCUGCACAGUCCUCCUACUCCUCACCUCUCUGACAUCCAAAGGUUAUUUGAGUCAAUUACAGAAGGCACAUCUGGUAACUGGCAGACCAUAAUAGUGAAAGGGAACAAAUUAAAUAGAGGAAGAUGAAAGCCAAAUACAUUCUCGGAGAAAUUAUCUUGAGCUGGAGUGACAACCGCGCCAGAAGCCAAGGGGAGCCGCCCGGAGCGGGAGCCGUGACGUCCAGCUCAAGGCAACGAUACUUCCUGUCUUACAACUGAAAGCCAUGAAAUGCACCAUGAUUUGUUUUCUUUUACAAAGACUGGUGAGCACUUUGUUUUAUUUGGUUUGGACUGUUGGUUUGUGUUUUUAAUCCACAACGAACAAAAACAACAAAAAACAAGCAAAAUAGAAAAUACAUUAAAAAAAAAUAUUUUUGUAGGUAGAAGAUGUUAAUAAACUCAUCCAUGAAGGGAACUGAAGAAGGGUGUAUUUGGCAAGUGACCCAGACACACUGACAACAGGCAGAGCAGGUGGGGAAGCAUCUAAAACUAGAUGAGCAGAAGCAGACCUAUCUUGCCUGACAGCUUGAAAUUAACACCCCCUUCUGAGCAAGAUGUACACUGUGCCGUUUCAUUGAGAAGCAAUGAGCUCUAAUGUCUUAUCUUUGUCUGAAUAUUGCAAUGCAAUGAGCAAUUUUUAUCAGAGUGACUUGUUAUCAUUGUGACAUGUUGUGACAUGUUGUCUGGAGUCGUGUUAACUGGGUGCAUGCCAGCUGACAGACUUUUCUGUUCUUCCAUGAGGAGUUCAGGUCCUCUAAGCGAUUGAGGGAGGUAUGGCGAGAGGCUGAGGGGUAGCUUGGCACAGGGACCCACCCUUCAUAUUAAAGGGCCUUUUUACAAUGGGAAUUUCUGCUUAGGGAACAGGGUACAACACCAGGUAUCAAAGGAUUAAAGCUAGAUGACCUGUUCAACAGGCUCUUUUUUUAUUUGAAUUACUGAGUUGCAUUUUCUUUCCAGUGUGAGAAGUGUGUCUGAGAGAAAAUCAGAGGGACAUUAUCAAUGCCAUUACUUAAAGCAGAAGCCGGCUUGGUGUCCGCUUCCACCAUCGUGCUCUUUUUGUUGCAGGAAGUAAUCUUCAAGUUCAUGUUUUGUGAGUGAGACAUUAUUCCAGGAUUUGUGCUUGACUUUCUGUUGAUGUGUGCAUCAUAUGUAUUCUAGUGUGUGCUGGGACCUGCUCUCUCCUCACCUCACCGAUCAGAGAAAGAGGCAACCUGGAGCUAUAAAGUGGCCUAACACAGUAGUCGAAACAAAAAUCUGUAUGUGUUUGGUUUAGGAAGAUUGAUCAGUCAUUGAGAAUUAUAGGACGGAACAAUAAGUCAAGCUUCUCAAACUACUGUCACCCAUACUAAGUCAGUCAGUCAAGUAGCACCAGAACUAUGUUCAUGUUGUCAUUGAUAUGUUCAUAAAGUGGUAAUUGCCAUUUAGUCAUCGUCAUUAUUCACGUUUGGGAAAUAAAUGUUAGAUUCCUAUAUUUUGGGCAGGUACUUCAUGUUAGCUGUGUUUAGGCUCCUAGCCUUAGCCUUAUUCUGCCCUCGGUCUCUCUCUGAGUAGAGAGAGAGAGAGAGAAAGAUGGAGAGAGAGAGAGAUGGAGAGGCUUAUGGUGUGAUUUCCUUUUGCCAAUAAAGUUAUUUUUGAACUUCAUUAUCAGAGGAAGAAAAGGUUUGUAUGGCGAAUUGCAGCAAUACCUGACUCAUUCUGGCUACUCUUGUUUUUGCAAUAAGAAAAGGAAACAAUAAAUGUCUAUGUGAGUAAAACAUUAUCUGUGUAAUUUAAGUGAAAAAGAAACUUUAUGGUAAAUACUAUUGAUAUCAAGAGAAACCAUGAUGGAAAAAAGUAAGUGUCAAUAAAUGAUUAAAUGAU
This is a messenger RNA of Cololabis saira (Pacific saury), 5282 nucleotides long. RefSeq names its product zinc finger protein 385A (gene znf385a). The record is from RefSeq and is a predicted model, not a curated record. Gene Ontology annotation, cellular component: nucleus. Gene Ontology annotation, molecular function: nucleic acid binding; zinc ion binding. The transcript is spliced from 8 exons. The coding region runs from base 762 to 2093 and encodes 443 amino acids. NCBI's taxonomy places the organism in Eukaryota, Metazoa, Chordata, Actinopteri, Beloniformes, Belonidae.